Molecule: messenger RNA, 564 nt
Organism: Acanthosepion pharaonis
Lineage: Eukaryota; Metazoa; Mollusca; Cephalopoda; Sepiida; Sepiidae
Source: the annotation of a GenBank genome assembly
AUGUAUUUCUUUUCAUCUUUGACGAAAUUCUUUUCGCUUUCAUUCCUCUUAAUUCUCAAUUCAUUCAAAUCUCUCUCUCUCUCUCUCUAUCUAUCUAUCUAUCUAUCUCUGUCUCUCUCUCUCUUUCUCUCUCUUAGUCUUGUUCUGCCCCCACUCACUAUCGUUCUGUUUUCUCCCCGUCCUACUGUUUCGCCCUUCCCGCCAAAAAUCAUUCAGCCUUCUCAUCUGAACCUCCAUUUGCAACCGGCAAAUAUUUCUCCUAUCUACAAGCGUCUAUUGCCAAACUCGAUGCCAUUUUGUUCUCACUGUAAUUUUUAUUCGAUAUUUUUUUCUCUCUCUCUCUCUCUCUCUCUCUCUCUCUCUAUCUAUCUAUCUAUCUAUCUGUCUGUCUGUCUGUCUGUCUAUCGCAGCAUCCUUUGUUUUAUGAUUGCCCGUAAAUUAAUAAAAGCCGAUAUUUUAUCCAAUCGCCGGCGGCCAUUCACUGCAUUUUUAUUUGCUUUCAAGACAACUACAAAGAUCAAUUUUGCCAUUCUAUGCUACACAUUCAUACAAUUCGACGAGUAA